Messenger RNA from Penicillium hordei, 3066 nucleotides. RefSeq lists its product as uncharacterized. Gene Ontology annotation, biological process: regulation of mitotic cytokinesis. Gene Ontology annotation, molecular function: GTPase activator activity. Lineage: Eukaryota; Fungi; Ascomycota; Eurotiomycetes; Eurotiales; Aspergillaceae. The coding region runs from base 1 to 3066 and encodes 1021 amino acids. The record is from RefSeq and is a predicted model, not a curated record. The transcript is spliced from 2 exons.
AUGGAUCACAUAUCAACUCUCUGUGCAUUGAGCACUGUCGGAAUAGCUCCUGUCGGCCUCGCGCUCGGUCGCGCAGAACGAACUCAGAAGCCAGGCCUCUUUCGCCGGAAGACUCUCGCUCAAGAUAUCCCCGAGCCGGUUUCUAACACCAAUGGACAGACUGCAGAUGUUGCCCGGCCCAAGACCGCUAUCGCAUCUCGAAGUCCGGCCGCCGAGUGGCUUGCCGCAAAGGAGGAGGAAAGCUCCCAGGAAAGUCAAGGAUCCGAUCUGCGGAAAGCGCCCUUGUCGUUCAGCGGUGCGAGGCGUCGCCGUCGGGGUCAGACCCUUACAAAUCCACCUUUGCGAAUUCCAGAACAUGAGUCAACAGGUUCGUCGGUCGAAACACAUAUCCGGCGGCCAUCCACCGGUUGGCUGCGGCGGCUGUCGAUGGCCUCGUUCCAAGCCGAAAGCCCAACUGUGAGUAGUCCAGCGACACCCUCUUUCCAUGGGUCAGAAAGUCCAUUCUUAAAUCAAUCGCCCGGUGGGCGGAGACCGCCGAACAAAUUGGUGAAGCGCCCGACCUCCCAGCACAUGCGUCCGUAUCCUCUGGUCAUGAACCCCAUCACCGGACCGUCACCGACUACGAUGCGCAGGCCUGCCACUAGUCACCAGAGGUCGGAGUCAAUGAUCCUCCGGACUCCCUUGACACCUGAUUUCGAUACAUAUUUUCCGAAAACUCCUGUCGAAGGUCCAAAGAUCGAGGAAUUCGAGCUCAAUAAGCAGAAGGAUUGGACGAAAUUCUUCGUUCCCAAGGCUGGCAAAUUAGCAGAGAGACUUUCACGCAGGUUCUCCACCGCCACUACCCCAAAGGUUCAGAGUGCACGCCAGAUUGUGUCUGACCAGGGCGCUCUUCCUGCGUUGGUUAUGGCUAAUGAGAUCUCACCUCCACCUGCUGCCCCCCGAGAAGACAUAUCAGUACCUCAUACCCCAAUUGAAUUUAGCAAUCCAUUCCAAAGGCCCCCCUCUGAGCCUGCUCCCAAGCAGCCAGUCGCUCCGGAACAGCAAGCAGAGAAAUCCGGCCAUAGGCAGUCAUCCUCGGUCAACGAUGUUGAGCCGAAAAUCAUCAUGGCAAACACAGUCACCGCGCAUGGGACACCAAUUAUGGGACUCGUUCGCGGCGGCUCUCUGAAGCGAGUGAAGGGGAGAACCUUCUCGGUCCCUGCUUCCGAACUCACUAGUGAAGAGAAGGUCGCUAUUCCGUGUCCCCCGCAGCCGGAGCCGCGGCGCAAUAUUACGGAUCCAAGCGUGUUUCGCCCUCCGUAUCCCAUUUCGCAACCGGGUUGGGCGGAUUCGGCUUUGGAAAGACGGUCUCAAGUUGGUCCUCGAUCGGUAUCGCAGGACUACAACGUUGGCUUGGGACCUCGGGCUAGUUCACGUCAAAUGGCCUCGGAUGCGGUCGCCCUGUCGGCGUGGCAGCAGGCAUCUCGUCCUGGUGGUCAAGCUUAUGGUUCUCUUCGUCGCCGUCCCAAAGGAUUUUCGAUUUCAGGCUCCGAUCCCUCUUCCACCAUCAUUGGUUCCGAUGACACGCGGGUGUUUACAUCUUGCGAUGAAUAUGAGACGGACGGGAUGUCAGACUAUUGGGACUCUAUCCGCACACGUGAGACGAAUCGUAGUGGACUGAAGGGGCUGCGGAUUGAAACGAUGUUUGACAAAGCAGGUACGAGCUUGGUAAAUGAAGAAGCCACGACCUUGGAGUCUCUCCUCCCGCGGGGUUCUUUUGCCGCUCGGUCUUUGGACAAGGAUCCCCAAUUAUUCACCGAUCCGCUUCUGUCUUCUCCUCCGUUGGUUCAAACAUCCACGGUUGAAAAUCCAUUUGUGCCUGAAGACGAUGCUCUCAGCAUGAUUGGAUCGCUUCCUGGCGAGGAUCGUGAUUUCUUUUCAUCCCCUCUGACCCAUUCAUUGGCCAAAUUUUCUGAGCAGCCCGAGUCUCGUUUUGAUGCAGCCAAGGAUAUGUCAGGAUCGUUUGUGGGCGAGUUGGAUUCAGAUGUCGGCAAAAAGACAAACAUUUUUGACUGGUCUGAACAGACACACCCUCACCGUGAAACUUCGGACUCGGAGACGCGUCCUAGGACCAUGCACGGGAAACAAGAGGGCGUUAUUGAUAGAAACAGUCGUGCUGUUUGCCGGAAAGCACCAUCCACCGUUCACCUUAGAAGUCAAAGUGUCCCAGUCGCUAGUGAACUUCCCAUCAAUGAAUCGCGUCAAACGUCCGGCAAGUUCGGUACUUGGGGCUUGGGCAGUAAGGGUGUCAGCGAAGAUUGGGAUAGCGACUUUGACUUUGAUGAAUCGGAGGACACACCUAUCGCCGAAAACAAACCGCUUAUUGAGCCUGAUACCAAUCGCCAGAGCAUGACAGUUCCCAAGGCUAUUCUGGAGCGUCAAGCAAGUCUUCGUGGUCAAUUUGGUCAGGUUCAAGAAUUAACACUAUUGGUGGAGGAAUUGAAACGUCUUCGGCAUCAAGCAAAUGUUCUAGGUGUUGUCAACGGACCGUCCAGUGAACUGUGGGCAGAAGCAGAGCAGAUUGUGAACCUUGCUACCAUUGACGAUGAAGAGGAGCGUCGCUCGCCGCCAGGAUCUCCACAAUCUCUCACCUUCAGUUUUGAUGAAUCCGACGAUGACGGCCUGAAUGCGUCGUCAAAGCGCAACAGUGAAGUCUCAUGGGACGUGCCUCAUGAAAGUUCUUCACCCACGUUGCCCCUCGCUCAGCUUGCAAAGGACUCUCCCAAGUCCAAAUCCGUACUUGAUAUCCUCCAGGCCGGUCGUGAUCAACAAAAGCCCGCUUCAGCUCUCGAGUUAGAUUUAUCUUCACGUGCAAAGAAACUUCCGUUUGAUACGUCCUCGCUGAAAAAUUUGGUGGUUCGUGCAGGUGUGGUGACGCGCGCGUUGAAAGAAGUUAUUCGCAAAGCAGACGGGGUAGCAACCAGCCCGCAGGACUUCCCCCAAGAUCCGCCAUUCCGACGCAUUUUCGACAAACCAUCUCACGAUGAUAUUGCCAGUUUUGAGGCAGCGCUGGCUGACAUGUCCUAA